Messenger RNA from Adelges cooleyi (spruce gall adelgid), 1353 nucleotides. RefSeq names its product tubulin alpha-1 chain-like. Gene Ontology annotation, molecular function: structural constituent of cytoskeleton; GTP binding. Gene Ontology annotation, biological process: microtubule cytoskeleton organization; mitotic cell cycle. The record is from RefSeq and is a predicted model, not a curated record. Lineage: Eukaryota; Metazoa; Arthropoda; Insecta; Hemiptera; Adelgidae. The transcript is spliced from 2 exons. Gene Ontology annotation, cellular component: cytoplasm; microtubule. Bases 1 to 1353 code for a protein of 450 amino acids.
AUGCGUGAAUGUAUCUCCGUGCACGUCGGCCAGGCCGGUGUCCAGAUCGGCAACGCUUGCUGGGAACUGUAUUGCCUGGAACACGGCAUACAACCCGACGGACAGAUGCCGUCUGACAAGACCAUCGGCAGCGGCGACGACAGUUUCAACACUUUCUUCAGCGAAACGGGCGCCGGCAAGCACGUGCCCAGGGCCGUGUUCAUCGACCUCGAACCGACCGUAGUGGACGAGGUGCGGACCGGCACGUACCGACAAUUGUUCCAUCCCGAGCAGUUGAUCACGGGCAAAGAAGACGCGGCCAACAACUACGCGCGCGGUCACUACACGGUGGGCAAAGAAAUCGUCGACCUGGUGCUGGACCGGAUCAGAAAACUAGCAGACCAGUGCACUGGUCUGCAAGGCUUUCUGAUAUUCCACUCGUUUGGCGGCGGCACCGGUUCGGGGUUCGCGUCGCUGUUGAUGGAACGCCUCAGCGUGGAUUACGGCAAAAAAAGCAAACUCGAGUUUGCCAUUUACCCGGCGCCGCAGGUGUCCACCGCGGUGGUAGAGCCGUACAACUCGGUGCUGACAACGCACACCACGCUGGAGCAUUCGGACUGCGCGUUCAUGGUGGACAACGAGGCCAUCUACGACAUAUGCCGCCGGAACCUGGACAUCGAGCGGCCCACGUACACCAAUCUGAAUCGGCUCAUCGGUCAGAUCGUAUCGUCCAUUACGGCAUCGCUGCGGUUUGACGGCGCGCUCAACGUGGACCUGACCGAGUUCCAGACCAACCUGGUGCCGUACCCGCGUAUCCACUUCCCGCUGGCCACGUACGCACCGGUCAUAUCUGCCGAGAAGGCGUAUCACGAACAGCUGUCCGUGGCCGAAAUCACCAACGCGUGUUUCGAGCCGGCCAACCAGAUGGUCAAGUGCGAUCCCCGGCACGGCAAGUACAUGGCGUGCUGCAUGUUGUACCGCGGUGACGUGGUGCCCAAAGAUGUCAACGCCGCCAUAGCCACCAUCAAGACAAAGCGCACCAUACAGUUUGUAGACUGGUGCCCGACCGGUUUCAAGGUCGGCAUCAACUAUCAGCCGCCAACCGUCGUGCCCGGCGGCGAUUUAGCGAAAGUACAGCGCGCUGUCUGCAUGUUGUCCAACACAACGGCCAUCGCCGAAGCCUGGGCGCGCCUCGAUCACAAGUUUGACUUGAUGUACGCGAAACGUGCGUUUGUCCACUGGUACGUCGGUGAGGGUAUGGAGGAAGGAGAGUUCUCAGAAGCCAGAGAGGAUUUGGCAGCCCUCGAAAAAGACUAUGAAGAGGUCGGUAUGGACUCGGUCGAAGGCGAAGGUGAAGGCGGUGAGGAAGCUUAA